UGCAUGCGACUCAAUUUGAUUACACGCCACCGCUCGGUUACAGAUUUGUCACCGCAUGGAAAUAAUCAACCACCAUAUUUGCAUAGCUCGAUGCUACUCCAGAACUAUAACUUCCGCCUGAGGUGUCCGCUUCCGACCGAAAUAUGCGCUUCCGAUUUCCAGUACUUCCGCUUCCGACCAAAAAUUUGCGUUGCCGAGUUACAGCGCCCGACCAAAAAUAUAACUGCUUCGGAUUUUUCAAAUCUGCACACCUAUGCCAGAAGGACACCACGUCCAAUACAGCAAACAACCCACGAUGACAAGAAUAAUAUCAAUCUAUCUAUCACCGCAUUUCUUAGAGUGUACCAUUUAUGUACAUACUUUUAUCACAUACGAUACUGAUGAAAUUUCCUACCUAAAUCGGGAAUAUUUCACAUCACGUUAAACCCUCGGGGUCUCCAUAACGCUCAGAAAAUGAGCAACAACGUAGUAAAGUCGAUAAAUAAAUAAAAAUUUCAAAAAUAUUUCAGAAAAAUAUUUCAUUUUUCAAAAUGUCCAAACCCGCUCCUCCUCGCAGCGCGUUAAACACAUUUUUGGCCUUAUACCUCGUCCUCCCCUUGAUAACCUUGCUCUCCUGGAUUUUCAAAAACCCCUCGGUCGAAAAGUACUUGGCGUCCUGUGGCGUCCUUUACUUUUCCGACGUCCCGGGUUCCUUUGUGCCCGAAUUUCUUAAGGGGAACGGACCAGCCCAGUACGUUUCCGGUUUGUACGAACGCCUCAAAGUGGACAAAAGUUAUCUCGGUGGGUUUACCCUGUUCAACAAGACGUACUACGUUACCCGGGAUCCGGGCCUGAUUCGGGAAAUUUGUGUCAAAGACGUUACUCAAAUUGAGCGGACAGAAUCCACCCUCUCCUUCGCGGGGGAUUACAUCAUUUCAAAAUCCCUCGUCUACCUGCAAGGCGACCAUUGGAAGAAAACCCGCGCCAAAUUUGACCGUGGUUUCACACCGAGCAAAAUCAAGCACAAUUUCGCCCAGAUAAACCACGUGGGCAGAAAUCUAGUAGAAUACUUCAACCACGAAAUGGACCCCGCGGGAAGUUUGGUUUGCGAUUUGAAUUUACCCAUCCAUAAAUACUCGCUCGACGUGGUGGCCUCCGUUACCCUGAAUUUAGACACGGUUUGCCUCAAAACCCGGGAACCGUCACGUUUCGAACAAAUUUCUGACAGGGUUUAUACCUCCUUUGAUAAAUUUACGGACUGGGUGAAACCCAUGUUUAUCCUGUGGUUACCCCGGGUAACAAACUAUUUCCGGGUUACAAUAAUGGAUAAAGAAAUUGGCACCUUUUACGGGGACGUGGCCCAGGCCAAGAUUCAAAGUGAGGGUGGGGCGGGAAAGAAAAAUUUGAAUGAUUUUGUCCAUCUGAUUCAUUCCUCGUAUAAAGAGUUGUACGGGCGGGAGGCGAUUGGGCGGGGAGCGAAUGGGCGGGGAGCGAUUGGGCGGGAAGCGAUUGGGCGGGGGGCGAAUGGGCGGGAGGAGGAUGAGAAGGACUUUAUAAUCUCGAAUUUGUACACUUUGGUGCUCACUGGGUACGAAACGACGGAAGUUGUCUUGGCCAUGUGCGCCUACGAAUUGGCGCUGAAUCCGAAUGUGCAGAGGAGAUUGAGGGACGAAAUAAAGGACGUGCUGGGGUGA
Molecule: messenger RNA, 1673 nt
Organism: Folsomia candida
Lineage: Eukaryota; Metazoa; Arthropoda; Collembola; Entomobryomorpha; Isotomidae
Product: cytochrome P450 6g1-like
Exons: 2
Coding region: 531-1673 (380 amino acids)
Molecular function (GO): iron ion binding; oxidoreductase activity, acting on paired donors, with incorporation or reduction of molecular oxygen; monooxygenase activity
Source: RefSeq, a predicted model, not a curated record